Molecule: messenger RNA, 1228 nt
Organism: Mya arenaria
Lineage: Eukaryota; Metazoa; Mollusca; Bivalvia; Myida; Myidae
Product: ubiquitin-conjugating enzyme E2-17 kDa
Exons: 5
Coding region: 144-620 (158 amino acids)
Biological process (GO): DNA repair; proteasome-mediated ubiquitin-dependent protein catabolic process; protein polyubiquitination
Cellular component (GO): HULC complex
Molecular function (GO): ubiquitin conjugating enzyme activity
Source: RefSeq, a predicted model, not a curated record
CGCAUAAUGUGAAUAACCCGGAUGUAAACGUCAUUGUUGAGAGACCUCAGUUCACCAAAACAAACUUUUCUGUCUUAAUUUUAGUCGUUAAUUAUUGAAUUUUCGUUUAUUUCGUUGUUAAAUAAUUUAUUUACGUUACUGCAAUGUCAACACCUGCUAGAAGACGGUUGAUGAGAGAUUUCAAAAGAUUACAAGAAGAUCCACCAGCUGGUGUUAGUGGUGCUCCUACUGACAACAAUAUUAUGCUUUGGAAUGCAGUUAUUUUUGGACCACAUGAUACUCCCUUUGAAGAUGGCACAUUCAAAUUAACAGUUGAAUUCACAGAAGAAUAUCCAAAUAAACCCCCAACAGUUCGAUUUGUUUCUAAAAUGUUUCAUCCUAAUGUAUAUGCCGAUGGAAGUAUAUGUCUAGAUAUAUUACAAAACAGAUGGAGUCCAACAUACGAUGUGUCAGCAAUAUUAACUUCAAUUCAGUCACUGUUAGAUGAACCUAACCCAAACAGCCCAGCGAACAACCUUGCAGCCCAACUCUACCAGGAUAACAGGCGAGAGUAUGAGAAAAAGGUCAAGGCCAUUGUGGAAGAAAGCUGGAUCUAUCAUGGCGAGGUCUCUAAUACCUGAAAUGAAUGACGUGGUCAUUAUCAGCUUCGAUUUCUGAUUUCGAGCAUGUAAAAGUGGAUAUCUGCAUGGAUUUUCUGCCUUAGGGGAUUUAACUCUCAGUUAUUCUGAUUUCUUAAAAUUCUUUAAAAAAUAUUUAUAUUUUGUGUUAUACAUGUUUCGAAUUGUAAUGAUGAACUGGACGCUGAAAUGCAAAAAAAUGGUAGCCUGAAAAAAACAACAAAAAAACAUUUUGUUAUAUAUCAUGACUCUGUUUCUCUUUAUGAACAUUUUUUUAAUACAACAUGGGGAUAUUUUUAUUGUAAAAGUAUACCGGUAAUACUUGUACAGUGUAUACAAUUGUAAGACUGCUGUGGCACAGGUAACUCUCUGUGGAAAUUCUCAUUUAAAGCACUCGGUACCCUCUGGAUUGGUCUUCAGCUUGUUAUAAAAGCUGGCACUCGUAUUAAUGUAUGGAUAUGAUUGUCACCCUUCUCUCAUUGUGAUAUUUGUGAUUUGAUUACUGAGAGACAUUUUUUUGUUGUUUUUGUAAUGUUUUAUUUUGGCUGGUAUGAAUGUGCUGCCGUUUAUAUCAGCUGUCAUUAUGAAUAAACAUCUUUAUUGUAUACAAA